CUCAUCUCUGUAGGGAUGUUUUAAGACCAGGUAGGAACCCUGCCUACCUCCUGAGAAGGCAGCCCUGGAGGAGGGCCUCUCUUGCAGGGGUGCCCUACUUUCCUCUGAGAAGUCAUUACAGGGGAUGACUGGAGACUGUCCACAACGGAUGCUCUCCUCAGUAAGUAUUGACCCCCACAGCUAAGCUGAGGCACACUUCUGUUAAGGCUUCCUCUCCGUGCCUUCCUCCAUGGAACAAAACCCUGGAUCAGGACUUCUCAGCGGAGGGUAUCGAUGGGAGAAGGGCAUGAGACCCUUUUAAAGGGAUGUCUUUUCUACAAAGUCUUGACCAACACCCUCUUAUGAGCUCUUCUUUUAGGGAUACUUCCUAACCUGAUAGGGGAACUGCCUCUCUUUUAGGAAGGUAACCACAGAGGAGGCCCUCCCUAUCAAGGUGCCCUGAUUCCCUUUGAGAAUGCAUAUCUCUGGGUGGGGUUUUAGGCCUCUUUCAACAGAUGACAUCCUUGAAAAGGCUUGGUUUCAGCUCCUUUGGUGAGACCCUCCUGAGUGGAAGGGAGCUCCAGGUAAGGCUUCCCUUGUGGGGAUACCAUGGCUUCCUCUGGAUAGGUAUUCAUAGGGAAAGAGCUUAGGGAAAGAACUAGAGACUCUCCUUAGGGGUCCUUUCCUUGGAAGUCUUGGCCUCAACUCCUGUAGUGAAGACCUCCUCUGGGAAUGCUUUCUGGCCUUCCAGGAGCCCUCUAGCGGUGCCCUGGCUCCUACUUGGAAGAUUAUUAGGAGAUCCCUUUCCAAGGAAACCGUGGCCCUCACCUCUGAGGUGAGUCCUAUUCCUGGUAUGCCUCCUAUCCUAUUCACUUUUAAUUUUCCUUAUUUCUUAAAAUUAUUAUUUCACAUAUCCCAACAAAUUUUCCAUCUUGUCACCAAACAACAAAAUAUUACCCACAAACAUCAGCUAUUCUCUAUUUUCUCUACCACCCCAGGCCCCCGCAUUCUAAUAUAAACCCCAACUUUCAUGAUUCAUCAUCAGUCCAUCCUCAUCAAUAUCUAUUAAUUAAUUACUAAUUUAGGGAUUUACUUUUUAAUCAUUUAUUUUAGGUUCCUCAUUACCUUUAGAGGAGCGUGCAGCGGAGUUCCAACUGGUGGAGCUUGCAACUCGAUUGGGCAUUAUUGUAGGCACGGCUGAAUUCAGUGAACAACCAACUGUACCUCCUACCACUGGGAGACCAUUCUUUGCGUUUAGAGGAAUCCCAUAUGCCUUGCCACCAAUGGGUCGACUUCGAUGGCGUGAGCCUGAAGACUUAGAUGGACCUUGGCCAGGAGGCAGACUGGAUGCUACUCAGUUGAAAUCAUUCUGCCCUCAGUUUGACUAUGACUCUAACAAGGUCGUAGGUCAAGAGGAUUGCCUCUACUUGAAUGUUUACACCCCUGUUAAUCCUGCCCAGGGAAGCACAAAACUGCCGGUUCUUUUCUUUUUGCAUGGAGGAAACUAUCUAAGAGGAACAUCUGCUUCACUUGGACCCCGGAAGUUGAUGAGGGAGGAUGUGGUUUUGAUUACUGCUAAUUUCAGGAUUGGUAUACUAGGAUUCCUGAGUACAAGGAGUCAAUACCUGGCUGGGAAUUAUGGACUCCUUGAUCAACUCUCAGCCCUCCGCUGGGUGCAGAAAAACGUCGCGCAAUUUGGGGGAGACCCGACGAGGGUGACCUUAGGGGGGUUCUCCUCCGGGGCUUCUGCCGUCCACCUUCACAUGAUGUCUCCGCUGUCUAAAGGAUUAUUUCACAGCGCUAUCAUGAUGAGUGGAGCUGGCAACUGUGUGUGGUCUGUAUCAAAAUGGCCGGAAGAAGCUGCGUACGAUGUGGGCCGCCACUUAGGUUGUUCUACCUGGUCUUCGUGGUACCUAAGAGAAUGUCUAUUGGACAAGUCGCCAGCAGAACUCAUACAAGCACAGGCAGAGCUGCAUAAAUUUGUGUUGUGGCCUAUGCUGUUUAGACCUUCCAUUGACGGUGGCUUAAGAGAACAUCCUUUCUUGCCCGAGUCCAUGGAUAUCCUGAUGUCACGUCCUACAUCAAAUCCGGUUCCUGUACUCAUAGGAGGAGUUCCUGACGAAGGGAUUCUCUUUGCUCUGACAGCCAUUCUGUUCUCAAAAAAUGCCGGGAGUGCCAGUCAGAUUUACGAAAAUGGUGCUGUCUACACAAUGGGAAGCCUUUGGCCAAACGAUACCAUAUCGAAAGACGUCAUCCAAGACAUCGUUUCCUUUUAUUAUUCGCAGCAAGCUAAGGAAAACAUGGAUGUGUUGGUUCACGAAAUGAGUGAGGCCUUCACCGAUCUCUUCUUUACCUCGUGCAUCUGGGAUGCCGCGGAAUAUUUCGCUUCUUCGAGAGCACCGGUUUUCACUUACCUGAUGACGCACCGUCGGCCAACAUCCCCCUCGUAUUCCGGAACAUUAUACCUGUUGGCUGAGUCUGUAGGUUUAAAUUCCCGAGAUUUAUACAAUGGCAUUUCGCAUGGAGAUGACCUGGCUCUCAUUUUCGCCUUGCCCUUUGACCUGGCAAAGCCCGGGCCAGAUGACCAACAGAUCUCAUCGAUAAUGACUUUCAUCUGGGCCACAUUUACACAUACAGGAGCUCCUCAGGGAGGAAACGGCGCUGCCAAUGGUGGACUUCCUCCGUGGACUCCUUUGGUUGCUGGUGAUCCUCUGAAUUACUUUGUAUUGUCUUUCACGCCAGGAAUGUCGGCGCGCCCCUUCAGAAACAAAGAACGUAAUUUUUGGAGUCGAACCCUCAUUCAUAUCGACAGGAGCCGCAGAGCAGCUUACAGUUAUUCGGUCGCAACCUGGAUCUUACUGACCCUCUGCCUAUUGCUCUUGUUGGUCAUCCUGCUCGUGGUCAUAUGCGUCUGGAAGGCCCGGAGGAAGAACAAGUAUCCUGGAGGAACUCUCACACUUAGGAGACGGAUUACGAGGAAUCCUUCGGCUUCUUCCAGAGAAAUGAACGCAAACUUCUCUUCUUCGCCGAGAUUUUGAAAUAGGAGAACCCAUGCUCUAGUUAUUAUCUUCCCCUCAUUUACCUCCAAAUAAUUUUCUUUGAUAACAGAUGCCUUUAAAAAUCCCCAGAUCAAACUGAGUUUUCUCAUCAUCUAAAUUCGUGAAAACUCCCGCCUAAUUAUUGCCAUGUGCAAGGGAAAAAAGGUACUGGCCCCAGGCUUGCGUCAUUUGUGACGUCAUGCGUGGGAGAGUUGAAAAAUCGACCUCUGUUAAUCCUCUAAUCUUCUUACGUCUUGAUUCUGUGUACUUUUCAGUUAGACCUCUGGAAAAGUUGCGGAAUGUUUAGAAUUUCAUAAUAGUUCCUCGGAGUCGCCUGGCUUUAAGUGUUUGUUGUUGAGAGGACAUUGUUCGGUGUUAUAUGUCAAUGUUAUUUUUUAAAGUUAAUAAAAGGAUCU
Messenger RNA from Macrobrachium nipponense, 3433 nucleotides. RefSeq names its product esterase E4-like. The transcript has 11 exons. The record is from RefSeq and is a predicted model, not a curated record. Lineage: Eukaryota; Metazoa; Arthropoda; Malacostraca; Decapoda; Palaemonidae. The coding region runs from base 1263 to 3017 and encodes 584 amino acids.